AUGAAAAGUGAAUCUGGAACGGACACCUCUCCGUUGGGCUUAAAUUUUGGGAUCACCGACUAUGUCGUUUUUACGAUUUUGUUAAGCAGCUCGGCAGCUAUUGGUGUGUAUUUUGGCUUCUUUGCCAAAGUCAAGAACACUACGGAGGAAUAUCUGCAGGGUGGCAAAAAGAUGAAAACACUUCCUAUUGCGAUUUCACUAAUAACGAGCCAGCUAUCCGGUAUCGCAAUAAUGUCCAUUCCGGCUGAAACUUAUUCGUUUGGCUUUAAUUUCAUUUUCGUCGCACUCGCCAUGAUCGCAGCAAUACCCAUCUUGAUCUACGCUAUUAUCCCGGUUUUCUAUGAAAACAAGGUCUCCAAUUGUUAUGAGUAUCUCGAAAUGCGUUUCAGCAAGGGUACGCGUCAAUUGGUGACUGGAAUUUUUGUUGGAAGCACAUUUCUAAUGCUACCCGUCUACAUGUUUAUUCCUGCGCUCGCUUUCUCGCAGGUGUCUGGCAUAAACAUCCAUCUUAUAAACACAAUGGUCUCCUCUAUCUGUGUAUUUUAUACGAUGUUGGGCGGAAUAAAGGCGGUUGUCUGGACUGAUGUGGUUCAGGGCGGUAUUAUGCUCCUUUCGAUUGUUUUGGUGAGUGCGUUGGGCACCUUACGAACCGGUGGGGUCGGAACAGUCAUGGAAUAUGCCUCGGAGGGUGGUCGAUUGAAUUUCGACUUCAGACUGGACCCACGUAUUAGAAUAACUGUCUGGAGUGCCUUCAGUAGCGGCCUUCUUAUAUGGAUCGGUAGCAUCGGCAUGGAUCAGAGCUGUCUGCAGCGCAUCGUGUCGCUGCCAACAUAUGUUCAAGCAAAGAAAUCUUUAAUGUUGACUUGCAUUGGCUUUGUAAUCAUUAUGUUCUUCAAUGCCUUCACCGGCAUCAUUAUGUUUGCGCACUUCUUCGGCUGCGAUCCCAUGCUGGCAGGACUGGUCAACAAGGCGGACAAAAUGAUGCCAUUUUUUGUUCAGGACACUGCAGGCCACAUUACCGGAAUGCCCGGCGUAUUUAUUUCGUGUGUCUUCAGCGCCGCCCUGAGCACGCUCUCGGGCUACCUCCACUCCUUUGCAGGAGUAGUGUACUUCGACUACGUUAAGCCUCACAUUCGGCACACAGAGGAGCGUGCUAAUACGAUCAUGAGGCUGCUGGUCAUUGCCAUGGGAAUUUAUUGCAUUGUGGGUGGCUUUAUAGUCGAGCGAUUUGAUUCCAUCAUGCAGACAAUGAUGACCAUUAGCAGUGUUACUUCUGGACCUGUGAUGAGUGUAUUUGUGCUGGGCAUGUUUGUGCCACGUGUGGGGAGCAAGGCAGCAAUUACCGGCAUCCUAUUCAGCAUCACAGUCAUGACUUCGAUCAUUGUCAAGUCACAGCUGAGUUUUCAGGCCGGACAUAUUAAAUAUGUACCUCUACCCACCUCCAUAGACCAGUGUGAAGUGCGAAAUGUGUCCAUAAUUCUGAAUGUCAUCAGAUCCGCGAGUAAUACUACAACCACUGCGUCCCCAUUCCCAGAUAAACCGCCUUUGGUAACCAACGCCUUCAGCAGCAAUCGGCAAUUCUCUAUCUUCGAAAUAUCCUUCUACUGGUACCGAUUACUGGGCGUACUGCUUGUUUUUCUUUGGGCGAUUCCAAUGAGCUAUGUUUGGACCCCAGACAAAAUGAGAAAGCAGAGUCCGAAACUCUUUUCUCCGUUCGUGCGCAAAUUUCUACCAGAACCCGAAAUAAUGAAGGAAGCAGAAGGUCUUCCACUUAGGGAUACCAUUCCAAAUGAAGCUACUAAGUUGGAAGUAGAAAUUAGUGAGAUGGAAGAGAAAGCUGAGCGCAAAAACAACAAAUGUUAUCUUUAA
Molecule: messenger RNA, 1869 nt
Organism: Scaptodrosophila lebanonensis
Lineage: Eukaryota; Metazoa; Arthropoda; Insecta; Diptera; Drosophilidae
Product: sodium-coupled monocarboxylate transporter 2-like
Exons: 9
Coding region: 1-1869 (622 amino acids)
Biological process (GO): sodium ion transport; transmembrane transport
Cellular component (GO): membrane
Molecular function (GO): symporter activity
Source: RefSeq, a predicted model, not a curated record